Messenger RNA from Salmo salar (Atlantic salmon), 1302 nucleotides. The record is from RefSeq and is a predicted model, not a curated record. NCBI's taxonomy places the organism in Eukaryota, Metazoa, Chordata, Actinopteri, Salmoniformes, Salmonidae.
AGUGGUAGUAGAUCUGGGUUGAUCCUGGCUAGUUUAGAAGUGGUAGUAGAUGGGGGUCGAUGCUGGCUAGUUUUGAAGUGGUAGUAGAUCUGGGUCGAUGCUGGCUAGUUUAGAAGUGGGAGUAGAUCUGGGUCGAUGCUGGCUAGUUUAGAAGUGGGAGUAGAUCUGGGUCGAUGCUGGCUAGUUUAGAAGUGGUAGUAGAUCUGGGUCGAUGCUGUCAUUGAUUGAUUAAGACAAGUCUCCGGCUUUUGGUCAUAUGUGGACCUAGGCUACUCAGAAUGUUCUGAUUGGGGCUAAUCAGAAUGUUCUGAUUGGGGAUAAUUAGAAUGUUCUGAUCGGGGCUAAUCAGAAUGUUCUGAUCGGGGCUAAUUAGACACUAAUUGUAGUCUAACCAAUAUCCAAACAGAGACACAAAUCUGACAUUGAUUGACUUAUCAAGUCCCCACGCUUGUCUCAAAUCAGCAUGAAACGGUGCUGAAAUAGUUGACCACACUUGUGGUCAGGUCCUGUAUUGAAGGUAGAAGGAUAAAGGUGUAUUACAGUCCAUCUCUCUCUCUCCUCUCCCCCCAGACUAAAUCAGGUCCUGUAUUGAAGGUAGAAGGAGAGGACAAUGCCAGGAUGAAUCCCUGCUGUUAUAACUGCUCUGUCAGGGGACACUUUGGAUUUGACUGCUCAGUGAAGAGGAUGUUUGGGGGUUUUCGUCCCAACUCCUCCUUCAUCAACCACUAUGACGCCUCCUGGGAGCUGCACAGCCGAGACCGACGGGCACAGUCCAGAGUUAAAGAGUUGAAGGAAGCGGGUCUGUUUCAGUGUCAGCUCUCACCGGACGGUGGCGCCAGAGACGAGCCGCCGGCCAAACGCCAGAGAACCAACUCUAACCGUGUCUCCAGUCCGUACCAGAACUACCCCGCUGAACCUUCCCAUCUCCCUCCCUGCCUCGGGGCUUCCUCUAACCGUACCCAUUUCAGGUUCGUCCGCGGCCAAGUGAAACCCUGGACUCCUAAACACAAGCUAAAGGAUCAUCUCACUCCAGCUUCAGCCAGGCCCAAAUCCAACAUGGCUGACAGGAGCCAGCCGGAGAGUGAGAAAAGGCAGAAGAAGAAACAACUGAAACCGGCCAAAAACAAAAUGGUCGCCGCCAGACGAGACCCCCCCUCCCACGCCCCCGACCGUCUGUUUGGCGCAGCGAAGAAGAAGAAGAAGAGGGAUAACGGGAGGGACAGGAAGGCUGCUAAGGAGGAGAAGAUGGACGCCAUGGACGAAAACCUGUUCCUCAUCAAACAGAGGAAACCUAGGAGAUAA